Molecule: messenger RNA, 889 nt
Organism: Phlebotomus argentipes
Lineage: Eukaryota; Metazoa; Arthropoda; Insecta; Diptera; Psychodidae
Product: NADH dehydrogenase [ubiquinone] 1 alpha subcomplex assembly factor 3
Exons: 3
Coding region: 238-834 (198 amino acids)
Biological process (GO): mitochondrial respiratory chain complex I assembly
Cellular component (GO): mitochondrial inner membrane
Source: RefSeq, a predicted model, not a curated record
UGUUUCCGCCAAUCCAGCCUCAGUGCUUCCGAUCAUGCUGGGCUGAAAGAGUAUCUCAGGUGCACGAUGAAUCUCAACACCGAGGUGCAACUGCAAGGAAAUUCAAAAUUUAUUUCUUUUCUUGAUGGCUCUCAAUGGAAUCACAUAUAUUAUAACCAAGAAGGGUUUAAUGUGUUUGCACUUUCCGGAAUUUACGUAACCUCACUUCAUAGUUAGUUUGUCAGGGGUAACAAGAAAAUGAACAUUUUUGGGAGAGAAAUAAUGAAAAAGGUCGUCUCAUUCGGCCCAAGAUUAUCUAAACAGUGUUCAGGAGCAUUAAUUUGCAGCCGGAAUGGACACUCUUACGAAGGUGAUGGGAAGACUACUAUCAAGAUCCUGAACAAAGAAGUGUCAGAAGGACUAAUGAUUAAUGCAUUCAGUCAAAUUGGUUUUCGGCUAAACAAUAGAAUGAAUGUCAUUGGACCCAUGGCAAUCUUUCCACGGAUUGCAUUGUCCUGGAAUGUCGGAUCGUUUGAGGACAUUAACGAGGAGAGUUUGAGUCUCUUCACCGUUCUAGAGCCAAAGAUAGACAUUCUUGUGGUUGGAGUAGGUGAUGAAAAGAUCACCCCUCAAUUUUCCAAAAAAAUUAUGAAUUUCAUGAGAUCCUCGAGGAUUAACGUGGACGUUUUGAACACCGAACAGGCUUGCUCCACAUUUAACUUUCUCAACUCAGAGGGUCGAGUGGUGGCGGGUGCUAUAAUACCUCCGCGCACGUUAAGAUUCACUGAUCACGACCGCUUCCAUUCCGGAAAGCCCAUCCUGCACGAAGGAAAUACUUACGCUGAGGGGCCUUAGGGAGUAACAAAUUAGUAAGAUUGAUCAUAGAAAUAAAUUACUUUACCUGAUGAUA